AUGCAGGCACAGAGCACGUGCGAAGAGGUGACAAACAAGUGCACGGCCAGACACCUAUGCUGCUUGGUCAUGCACAGUUACAGAAUCAGUUGGAACUUAGGAAAGAAUCGCGCAUCCCCUACAACAAGUUCUUCCGAAAUUCGUGAUAGUCAGUUUAUAGUAAUGACAUCGGAGAAAGAAGCUCGUGUAUUAGCAGUUCCAUCUCAAACUUAUUUGUACAAAUCAAAUUUAACAGAAACCUCAUUUGUAGUUAGGGCAGAAGUUAUCUCCAUUAAAGGAACUGGAAAUGUUUGUUUAGCAGCUUAUAUUGGAAAUGGUAAUAUUGUUGUUUAUAGUCUACCUAGUCUGAAAUUGCUACAUGAAGUGGACUUUCUCCCUUUAGUAGACACAAGGUAUUUAUUUAAAACAAAUAAUGAAUUAAACAAUAUUAUAUAUAUAAAUAAAUAUAUAUUUAAAAAUACAGUGGAACCUUGCUUAACGAGCAUAAUUCGUUCCAGAAUCUUACUCAUAUGCAAAACACUCAUUUAGCAAAACAGUUUUCCCAUAGAAAUUCAUGUAAAAUGCAUUAAUGUGUUCCAUGCCAAAAAAAUACUCAAAUAUUUUAUUUAUAUUGUUUGUUCAAAAAAAAUUA
Messenger RNA from Centruroides sculpturatus (bark scorpion), 631 nucleotides. RefSeq names its product syntaxin-binding protein 5-like. Gene Ontology annotation, cellular component: plasma membrane; SNARE complex; cytoplasm. The record is from RefSeq and is a predicted model, not a curated record. Bases 1 to 528 code for a protein of 175 amino acids. Lineage: Eukaryota; Metazoa; Arthropoda; Arachnida; Scorpiones; Buthidae. The transcript has 3 exons. Gene Ontology annotation, molecular function: syntaxin binding; myosin II binding; GTPase activator activity. Gene Ontology annotation, biological process: regulation of protein secretion; regulation of exocytosis.